Molecule: messenger RNA, 5751 nt
Organism: Pelobates fuscus (common spadefoot toad)
Lineage: Eukaryota; Metazoa; Chordata; Amphibia; Anura; Pelobatidae
Gene: RABGAP1
Product: RAB GTPase activating protein 1
Exons: 26
Coding region: 108-3323 (1071 amino acids)
Source: RefSeq, a predicted model, not a curated record
CGUCUAGUCACGUGACGCGAAGCCUAUGUCGUCACUUCCUGUGGGGAUCCGUUCAUGGCCUGGAUCCGAGAGAGAGUCGUUCAUAUGUGGAUCGUCCUUCAUGAAACAUGGAUGACAAGGCAUCUGUGGGGAAGAUCAGUGUGUCAUCCGACUCGGUGUCCACACUGAACAGUGAGGAUUUUGUGUUGGUUUACAAGCAAGGAGAUGAUAUGCAUUCUGUGAAUAAUGGCAGUGAUGAUGAAAAGACUGGACUUAAGAUUGUGGGAAAUGGAAGCGAGCAGGAGCUCCAGAAAGAACUAGAAGAUGUUCUGAUGGACACACCAUCUGAGGACCAGAAUCAGCAUGUUGAAGAUGAGGCAAAAACUGAGAAUGAUAAAGAUCUGGAUGAGUCAUCAAAUGAGGCCUCUGCUGUGUCUUCAUCUAUAAAUCCAUCAUCAACUGUUGGCCUGCAGAAGCAAGAUUUGAGUCUACCAGUCAUACCAGCACAGCAAGACUGUGCGGAUAGAACAGAAUUGUUCUCUCUGGCACCCGAUGAAGACAGCGUUGUGUUCAGUAAACUCACCUAUUUGGGCUGCGCUUCGGUAAAUGCACCACGUAGCGAGGUUGAAGCUCUCCGAAUGAUGUCCAUUUUACGGGGACAGUGCCAAAAUUCAUUAGAUGUGACACUCUCUGUACCCAAUGUGUCUGAAGGUACUGUCAGACUUUUGGAUCCACAGACAAACACAGAAAUUGCAAAAUACCCUAUCUACAAGAUUUUGUUUUGUGUUCGAGGACAUGAUGGAACUACAGAAAGUGACUGUUUUGCAUUUACAGAGAGUCAUUACAAUGCUGAAUUGUUCAGGAUACAUGUCUUCCGUUGUGAAAUUCAGGAAGCUGUGAGUCGCAUCCUGUACAGCUUUGCUACAGCUUUCCGACGCUCAGCCAAACAAACCCCUCUUUUGGCACCUAUUCCUCCGCAAACACCCGACAGCGAUAUUUUCUCCUUUUCCGUUUCACUGGAAAUCAAAGAGGAUGAUGGGAAGGGCUCUUUCAGUGCUGUUCCUAAAGAGAAGGACAAACAAUGCUUCAGACUACGCCAGGGUGCAGACAAGAAGAUUGUCAUUUAUGUUCAGCAGACAUCCAACAAAGAAUUGGCUAUUGAAAGGUGUUUUGGACUCCUUCUUAGUCCUGGGAGAGAUGUCCGAAAUAGUGAUAUGCACCUUUUAGAACUGGAGUCUAUGGGUAAAAGCUCAGAUGGUAAAUCCUACAUAAUCACUGGAAGCUGGAACACAAAAUCUCCUUAUUUCCAGGCUGUAAACGAGGAGACACCAAAAGACAAGGUCCUUUUCAUGACUACUGCAGUUGAUCUAGUGAUCACAGAGGUGCAGGAACCUGUGCGUUUUCUCUUGGAGACUAAAGUCCGAGUCUGUUCUGCUAAUGAACGUCUAUUUUGGCCCUUUAGCAAGAGAAGUUCUACAGAAAACUUCUUCCUCAAAUUAAAACAGAUAGAAAGGAAAGAACGAAAGAGUAACUGUGACACUUUUUAUGAAGUGAUGUGCCUGGAGAGCGAAACUGAAAGAGAGAGGAGGAAAACAACAGCAACUCCCUCAAUUCGGCUGUCACAGUGUGGCCCUCAAGGAUCCAACAUCCCUUCACCUCCAGAGGAUGAUGAGGAAGAAGAUAAUGAUGAACCCCUUCUCAGUGGAUCUGGAGAUGUUUCGAAGGAAUGUGCAGAGAAAAUCCUGGAAACAUGGGGAGAUCUUUUAUCCAAAUGGCACCUUAAUCUGGGUGUUCGGCCCAAACAACUUUCUACACUGGUACGAAGUGGAGUUCCUGAAGCACUAAGGGGAGAAGUAUGGCAACUGCUUGCAGGCUGUCAGAAUCGUGAUGAAUUGGUGGAGAAGUACAGACUGCUCAUCAAUAAAGAGUCUCCACAAGACAGUGCCAUCACACGUGAUAUCAAUAGGACGUUCCCAGCUCACGACUACUUCAAAGACACUGGGGGUGACGGGCAGGAUUCGCUCUACAAAAUCUGCAAGGCUUACUCUGUGUAUGAUGAAGAGAUUGGGUAUUGCCAAGGACAGUCCUUCCUUGCCGCUGUUCUUUUGCUGCAUAUGCCGGAAGAACAAGCGUUCAGUGUCCUUGUCAAAAUCAUGUUCCAAUAUGGACUCAGGGAACUUUUCAAACAAAACUUUGAAGAUCUGCACUGCAAGUUUUAUCAGCUGGAGCGCCUAAUGCAGGAGUAUAUUCCCGACCUGUACACACACUUCCUGGAGAUCAGCUUGGAAGCACAUAUGUAUGCCUCGCAGUGGUUCCUCACCCUCUUUACUGCCAAGUUUCCUCUUUACAUGGUCUUCCAUAUUAUUGACUUACUCCUCUGUGAGGGAAUAAGUGUCAUUUUCAACGUUGCACUUGGAUUGUUGAAGACGUCUAAAGAUGACCUGCUCCUGACAGACUUUGAGGGGGCAUUGAAAUUCUUCCGUGUUCAGCUCCCAAAACGCUACCGCUCUGAGGACAAUGCCAAGAAACUGAUGGAGCUUGCAUGCAGCCUCAAGAUUAGCCAGAAGAAACUAAAAAAAUACGAGCGUGAAUAUCACACGAUGAGAGAGCAGCAGGCACAGCAGGAAGACCCAGUAGAAAGAUUUGAGCGUGAAAACCGACGUCUUCAGGAAGCAAACAUGAGACUUGAACAGGAAAACGACGAUUUGGCUCAUGAGCUAGUUACCAGUAAGAUUGCCCUGCGCAAAGAUUUGGAUAAUGCAGAAGAAAAAGCAGAUGCUCUAAAUAAAGAGCUACUGAUGACUAAACAAAAGCUUAUAGAUGCAGAAGAAGAAAAGAGGAGGCUAGCAGAAGAAUCUUCACAGUUGAAAGAGAUGUGUCGCAGGGAACUUGAUAAAGCAGAAUCUGAAAUCAAGAAAAACAACUCUAUAAUUGGAGACUACAAACAGAUUUGCUCCCAGUUAAGUGACAGGCUUGAAAAGCAACAGUCUUCAAACAAAGCAGAAAUUGAAAAAAUUUGGCAAAAAGUUGAUGGAUGUGAGCACUGUAGAGAGUUUUUUAAUACUGAAGGGAGAGUGAAACUGGCUAAUACAGUGAAAGAAAGUUCCACCGAGGAAGACACUGAUGAGGAGAAGGAGUCCUUGAAAAACCAACUGCGGGAAAUGGAGCUAGAACUUGCCCAGACCAAAUUGCAGCUAGUAGAAGCGGAGUGUAAAAUACAGGAUCUGGAGCAUCAUUUGGGUCUUGCCCUAAAUGAAGUUCAAGCAGCAAAGAAGACCUGGUUCAAUAGGACCAUUAACACCAUAAAAACAGCCACAGGAGUACAAGGCAAAGAGACCUCUUAACCAAUAACUAUUGUAAAUUAAUCCUGUCUUUUUGAAAACAUAACACCUUCUGUUGCCUUCCUUGGCCAGAUAUAUUGGUUUGCCUACAUGUAAGUGGACCAGGAGAGCAUUAUGGCAAGAUGGAAGUAGGUCAGUGCCUGUACAUUAUACACAAGUCUCACUUAGGCAGCUGCGACCCAUGCUCACUCACUUCCACAACUUAAAAGGAAUGGACACAGGCACUACGCAGCUGGCGGAAUAGAAAAUACCCAUAUAUUUGAAAGGCUAAAAAUGGUUUGCCCAGUACAUUGAAGGGAUCCAUAGCUUAAAUGUCAUUGAUUCACUGGCAACAACAUAUUUUAAAAUAUAUGUGAAAGCAGGGCUCUUUACUCAGUUUAGUGCCUCUGUAAAGUUCUCAAAAUCAGAAAAGAAGUAAUUGUGCUCUUCUGGUAAAAUGUCAAGGAACUCAAGUUCAUUUAUGUGACCCAGAUUAGAUUGGAAACAUUGCAUGGUGUCCAUCUUGCAUGGUACUGGAAGGUCAAUGAUAAAUCCAUUAAUUGAAGCUUUUUGAUGCAUAUAUUACCAAUUUUUUUCUGCAUAUCUCAAUCACUGUAUGUUAGAUUUCAGUGUGAUACUUAUUGCAUAUUGAGGUUUUCAUAUUAACACCCUUUAUUAUCAGAGAGGCCCACUGUGCAUUCCUUGAGAAACAUGUUACUGCUCCCCUUGGCCAUGCAAGGUUUAGCUAAAAUGUAACAUGUCUUCAAACAUUAAUUUGUCUUUUAACUACCGAGAUAAAGAACCGUCUGCAGCUCAUCAGCAUAUGUCUUUUUCUGUAAUGAAGCAUUAAAACUUAAGAAAAGAUGAAAAGGUGAUACAAAUUUCUAACAAGACCCUUCACAGAAAUAUUACAUAUUCUUACACUCAUUUUUCAAAAAGAGCUGAAAUUUAUCACAAAAAUAUAGAUGUUCCUAAAUUUUUACUUUAUGAGACUGUAAACCAAUUGCAAGUCUGGUGCAGUUGACUGUUGCCUCGGCUAUCCUUGAUCGUCAGGGAAGAUUACAUAAUACUCUUUGAUAUGUUGUAAAAUCACUGGCAUUGGAUUGCCUGUUGCAACCUCAACAAAGUGCAGUUUAUAGCUAAAUAUUCUGAGUGUCAUGUCCUCUCUUAGAUAUGCACAUCUUCCUGACAAAGUAACAGGAAGCAGCCAAGGAUCCUGCACUUCUUCACGUGAAAGGAGUGGUCUGUGUCUUAACUGCUUUUCUUUACAGCCAUUUAAGAAGGAUGUAAGCACCUUGCACUGCUAAAAGAGCUGGGCUUUGCUCUUAACUUUUUGGCUGCUUGUGGAGCACCUGUCUGUCUGGUCAGUUUGUUCCAUUUUCAUCAUUUACACCUCACAACUGUUGUUGCUGAUGUUUUUUUUAUUAUUAUUAGUUUAUGAGCUUGCUUAACUGUUCAUCUCUUUUUGAAGUGGAUGAUUUUCAAAAUUCUGUAGAGUGAUUUAUAGGACCCUUGUGAAGCCAGAAGCUGCCAGAAGCCACUAAUUGAAAAGUACAUUUUUCUUGAGUGUUCUCUCCAGCAAAUCCUUUAGCAUGUAACACUUGUCUCCAGCACUUCUGAGGUUUGCAAUGUCACUGUCUCCUUGCUCACAAAGAAUGGUACACCUUAUUCUGUUAUGUAGGGAGGUAGUAUACAGCAGUAAAAGGUCUGCACUUUCGGUGCUCAACGCAAGGCACAUCUCAUUCCUUUGGAGUUUAAAUGUGUAGAAGUCAUAUGUAGAAUGGCAAUUUUGAACCAUGUACAAUGAUUUUAUUUUAUUUAUGUUUGUUUUACUGGCGUCUGUUGCAUCAGUGGUAAGGUUGUUUGAGGUGUAAGCUGGUUACACUAAGAAGCACUGGUUUGUGUAUAUAUAUAUAUAUAAAGUUUGGUUUAUUUUGUAUAUCAAUUUUUUUUCUUAGUUUAUGUACUAAUGCUAGCUGCUGUAAAAUGUUAUAUCUUUAGGAUAACAUGACCUGCUAAAAGUUUAAAUUCCCCCAAUAACUGUCAUUAUUGUUUAAUACCAAAAACAUACUGUCCUUAUUUCCGAAGUGUACAAAAUAGUGCUGGUGUAGGUGCGGUGUGUAUACCUGAUGAUCUGAAAUAUAUAAACUACUAUCAAAUUGGCCUACUGAAUUUUUGCUUCAUUGUUUCAAAGUAUCAUCUACGACUUUACAGAAAGACCAAGACUAUGUGAAGUUAAGAUGGUGCUUCCCACACUGGCAAUUAAAAAAAAAGUUUCACUGAUUUUAACUGAAGGUAAUUUAUGCAGCUCCUACUAUAUAAAAAUUGUCUUUUACACUUGACCCACUUGUGUCCUUUAGAAAGUGCAAACCACAUAGAGAUAAUCAUAAAGACUACACUCUAUACAAUUAAAAUAAAACUGUUGGAAAAAUUAUGUUGUAUAAAAAUAUCU